This is a messenger RNA of Pneumocystis jirovecii RU7, 5037 nucleotides long. RefSeq lists its product as uncharacterized. The transcript has 11 exons. The coding region runs from base 1 to 5037 and encodes 1678 amino acids. The record is from RefSeq and is a predicted model, not a curated record. Lineage: Eukaryota; Fungi; Ascomycota; Pneumocystomycetes; Pneumocystales; Pneumocystaceae.
AUGCAGGCCGCCGAGAGGCGUGCGGCGGCAGAGCAGUCUCUGGCAGAAAUCAAGGGAUUCAGGGACGAGGCAGAGGGAACAGAAAAAAUUCGAGAAAACCCGGGGUUUCUUGUCCCAUUCUUGCUUGGAUGCAGUACACAGAGCACUAAGUGCUGCAGCAUAGCAGUAAGGUGUCUACAGCGACUGAUUGCAGCGAGUGCAAUUUCAAGCGCAUCGCUACCGCCGAUCCUGGAGGCACUGUGCGAGGCAACAGUGCUCAGUGCAGAGAUUCAGCUGAAGAUUCUGCAGACACUGCCGGUGCUACUGACGAAUUAUACAAAGGAGCUUGGAGGGAUACUUCUUGGAGAUGUCUUUAAAAUAUGCUUUAUGCUUCAGAACAGCAAGUACAUAGUGGUUCAGAAUACAGCGGCAGCAACGCUUCGACAGCUGGUUAUUCUUGUCUUUGACAGGGCAGCACGUGAAGACAACGAAAAACAGGGGGAAACAGAGACGCAGCAGGCACAGCAGGAUGCAUACCACUUGAUGGAGGAUCUGUGCCUGCUAAUUAACGGGGACAAACCGAAGAUACUGCAUAUCCACCAUUUGUACAAGACGUUUGGACUGGAGCUAGUUGAGAGUAUUUUGACGAGCCAUCCAAGGAUUUUCCAAGAGCACGACAAACAAGUCAGGUUACUUCGUAACCUAAUGUUUCUGGUGCUUCGUCCGUUUUCCCAUAAAAGCGACUUUGCAAUAACAGUGAGAAGUGCCAGAAUUGUGUAUCUUCUUCUGCGCCAGCAUCUUAAAAAUCUUGUUGUAGAGGGGGAAAUUGCAUUUAGUUUGUUCUGCCAUAUUCUUAUAGACCAGCAAGAUAAUACUUGGCUACGUAUUCUGGUGAUGGAAGUGUUUAGAGGAAUAUGCACGGAUAGUGCACUUGUGCGCUUGAUUUACAAGUAUUAUGAUACAGAGGUUUCCCGUAAAAAUAUCCUCUAUGAGAUAAUAUUUUCUUUCAAUAAAUUGGCUAGAGAACAGCCAGGGCUGAUCGGCUUGAGCACGAAUGUUAUUUUUAGCGGUCAAACGAAUGAAGACGGUACAUACAAUGGCACAUAUGAGAUUCUUGGGGAUGUGGCCGACAUGUUUGGCGGCAUAUGCAGAAUCCUUGUAGAUCAAUGUCCACCCGGCAUUGAUUCAAAGUUAUCUACAAUCCGUACAUCUUGUAUUGACCAGCUCGAUAAAACAGAGCCGCCCGUGAUUCCUCCUACUUAUGUUUACUACUUAGUGCUUACAUGUUUAAACUCGGUCGCUGAUGGUAUUGCAAAAACAGUGAUUCCAUUUUUCAAACGAGGAUCCCUUCGGAAAUCAGCAGAUUCCAAAGUAUCUGCCAAAACGCAUGAUAAAGUAUCUCCACAGUCGAAAAAGUCUGAAAAAGUUUAUUCGGCUUCUAAUUUUUCACCCGAAUCUCAUGUGGAGCGUCAAGAAAUAUUUAUUUGUUCAAAAAUAAUUGAGCACAUGUGGCCUGCCUUUUUAGCAGCAUUUUCAACUUUUCUAUCUGCAUCUAUGUCAAUUGAUUUAUUUCAUAAUCUCGUUCGCUCAUAUAGAUAUUUUACCCAGGCUUCUGGAUAUUUGGGCUAUAAUAUUUCCAGAAACGCAUUUUUAACCAACAUUUCCAAGCUUUCAAUCCCACCUAUAUUUAUAGUACCGUAUAAUACUUUGCAUUCGAAUUUUUCGGCAAACAAUAGUCCUAAUAGUCGUCGAUUGAGCAUGGAAACCCAUACUAGUAGUACACCGGAUAUAAUUACCCCUUCUCGUUUAACACACGAUUCCGAUAACGCAAUCGUACUUACUUUGAAAAAUUUAAUUUGUCUCAGAGCUAUCCUAUUGUUAUCAAUUCAUUUAGGGAAUAAUCUUAAUGCAUCAUGGUCAAUCAUUCUUGAAACACUACGAAAAGUCGAGUUAACUAUACUCGAAAUGUCGAAAAAGAAUCCCGUAAAAUUUCCUUAUAGUAUUCUAAAUAUGAAAGUACUCGGCAAUAUUGACAAAAAGGAGGAAAACGUUAAUACUUUUACGAAAAAUGUUCUUAACGUUGACAUUCCUUCAAUACAUGCUCUUACUAAUAUGGCUUUCGAGAAUACUAAAACAUUUUCAGAAAAAAGCUUGUUAACCAUAUUAAAGACUAUUUGUGAACUUAGUACUUUUUCAGAAACAUUUGAAAAUAAUUCAUCAUCUGAAACAAAAGUAUUUUUCGAUAUUAAGAAAAACAUGUCUUCGGGUAAUUUUUAUAAUUACCAAGGAACUACUAUUUUUAAUAAAUCAGAUGAGCUAAUUUUUGUUUUUUACAAAAUCAAUCUAAUCUGUAAAAUUAAUAUCGAAAGGUUGUUUUUCGGUGCUUCAGAGAAAAAUGGUUGGGAUGUAGUAAUAUCAUAUUUGUAUUCUUUUAUUCAAUCACGAAAAGUCGAUAGUUUAAUUCGAAAACAAGCUGCUGAAGUAUUUAUUGAUAUUUUCAAAUCAAUAAUUGCAUGUCAUUAUUGGAAAAAUCACGAAAAUAAUGAUAAAGCUUUAAGAAAAAUGCUAUCUACCAUAAAUUUUCUUUCUAUAAAAAAUAUUAUGAAAGACACUGAUAUCCAAUUAUGUUAUAAUGAUCGUGCUAUUGAGUUAGAAAUAAUAGGUAUGCUGUUUGACGUUUUGAAUUUAUUUUUAAAUUCGUUGGGCCAUUUAAUUUCUGAAAGUUGGGACAUUGUCUUUCAAAUAAUUAAUUCUGUAUUCGUUGAUGAACAAUCUACUUCUAUUUCUUUUAAGGAAAAUCAUUCAGAUAUUUUAUUUUAUAAAGCAAGGGAAUAUAAAAAUUUAUUGAAAGAUCUAAAAAUCCUUAAAGAUUCAUUUAUUUCUUUACAAUUAAUAUGUACAGAUUUUUUGUCAGAGCUUUCAGCAGAUUUUUUCUUAAUUUUAAUAAAUACUCUUAGGAAAUUCUGUCUUCAAAAAGAUGAUUUAAAUAUUUCUUUAACAGCCAUUGGAUUAUUUUGGAAUAUAUCGGACAAUCUUAGGUCAAAAAAGUCUUUUGAAAACUCAAUCCAAAUAUUUAAUAAUGAUAAUGAACUAAGUUUUUUAACAACGUUAAAGGAUAAUAUUUCUGUUGAAGAUUCAUUAUGGAUAGUCUUAUUAUUCCGUUUAACAGAAGUAACCUUAGAUGAUAGACCCGAAGUACGAAAUGGUGCAAUACAAACGAUAUUUAGAAAUUUCGAUGUUCAUGAAGAAAAUAUGGGAAACAAUUUAUGGAAAUAUUGUUUUCAAAUGAUCAUAUAUCGUAUUUUUUUCAUAUUUGAAAAAAAUGUUUCCGAAAAUAAAGAUGAUAAACAUUUUGAACUUUUUAAUAAUAUAGAUAAGGCAUCUUUUGACGAAUCAUUGAUUUUAGUGAUAUCAGGUUUAAUGUCUCUUUUUUGUCAUAACCUUAAAACCUUUCUUUCACUUGAAACUUUUUCUGAAAUUUGGGAUAAAUUGUUAAAUUUUUUUUCGCAUUCUAUAAAAUCGGAUUCUAGUGAUACUUUUAUGCAUUGUUGUAAAGCUAUUGAUAAUGUUUUGAAUAAAAUGAGAUCUAUUGAAUUAGGUUCAAAUUAUAAUAAUUUGUACGCAAAAGUGUGGUCAGUAUGGAAUUUGUUUUCAGAUAUUAUAUCAUUAACCUACGAUGAAAAUUUAUCUAAACAGGAAGGAUUAUCUCAAGAAGCACUUAAUAAAUUUGUUAAUUUUACUUGCUCUUUAUAUAGAUUUAUGAUUCCUGAUAACGAUCUAUCUAUAAUCAAUAAAUUAAUCGAAUCUACAUAUAACGCUUUAACAUAUUCACAUUGUCCUGCUUAUUAUCUUGAUGUUGAUUUUAUGACACCUCUUCAAUCUAGUGUAUUAGAAAUAAUCGAUAUUUUGAAGGAUAAUAACGAACAAACAUAUAUAUUAUCUUUAAAGCAACUUGCAAAAAUUAGUACUCUUGCAUUCAACAAAAAUAUAUUAGAAAAUACAAUUUCUAGUCAAAAUAUAUCAAAGAUAAAUAAGAUAUUUUCUACAUAUAUUGCUAUUUCUAAAACAUCUUUCGAAAGAAUAGAAUUAUAUUUUUCAAAACAUUCUAAAAAUAUAUUAAUUUAUGAGCAAAAUGCAUUUUUCGAAAUAAUACAUGCGUUAUCUGUUCCUAUAAAACUUAAACAUAAAUGUCCAUCAACUUCUCGUAUUGGUAGUGGAGAGCUUUUUUGGAAAUUUGCUACUCUAAAAAUGCUCUCUAUUUUAGAAAAAUCUAACUUAAAAAUGGUUUUACCAAGUUCUAAUAUAGAAUUAUGGGGAAUAAUUAAUGAUUGUUUACAUGGAAUACUUUUAUUUGAUUAUAAUAAUAAUUCAAUGUCUUUAAAAGAAUCUGAUGAAGAUUUCGAUAUUUCUACAUAUACAAGAUUAAAAGCGGUAUUAUUUCCAUUAAUAGGAGAAGAUAUAGACACAUUAGAAAGAGCUAUUUAUAUUAUUGUCAAAUCAUCUUUUAUAUACAAUUGUUCCGAACAAAUUUUGACAUUUGAACAAUUAUCAUCUUUUUCAAAAACUCCGAAACUAGAAUUAGAAAAAUAUACGUUUCAAGAAAUCAUUCCUCAAAGAGAAAAGUUAGGUUUUAUAUGUCUGAACGAUUUGUUUGAUUUUUGUUCUAUAAAACAAAACGACAAUAGUUUAGAAAGAUCUAUAGCAACAACAGCAGGUAAACAUCUUUUAAGACGCUGUUCAAUGGUUUUACAACAAUUUAUAUUGAAUCAUCAAAUGAGAGGAUCAAUACCAAUGUCUCGAAUUGAGCGUGCAGAACUUAUUGCUAUAAUCCAAAAUCUUAAUAAUACAGAAUUUUAUUCUGACUUACUUGAAUUCGAUAACUCUUUAGAAAACAAUUCUCAAACACUUAGUAGUACAGAAACUUUAAAAAUGCAAAUAUUCCCUCUUCUUUGUACGAUCUUGCCUCUUUGUUAUCAAGAUCAAGAACUAUUAACACUAAUAUCUUUCUUUUUUCAAAAGAUUGGAAAAUCAAUUCAUAUUUAUCAAACACUUAUAUAA